AUUUAGCACAAAUAACCUUAAAAAAUGAACUCGGUAAAAGUGAUUAGAAGUAAUGCAAAAAUGAUUGACUCCCGCCAGCAGCCGAUUAGAAAGUAACAUAGAGAGUAACUGUUUGCGGCAAUGUGAUCGACAACGUGUUGUAUCAGCAAAAUAUGGCAACAAACAGUGAUUAAAUAAUAAUGUUAGUGAAGAAAAACGUAAGGAAACUGAUUUGUCUGCGAUGGACGUACUCGGUGCCCGUUUUGUGUUACUGUACGUUUUUUGUAAUGAUAUGGAUGUUGUCUGUUCCCCUAAAACCCAUAACUCGUAACCAUAAAGAUAAGCCAAUAGCGCUCGAGGAUACUUUCGAAGUGCGGCUGAAGAAUAGCAACUUUAAUUCAGACAAAAAGACUGAGGAGUACGAGGAAAAAAAUGAGUAUUUGAUUAACACUAACAACAACGACAAGAACGAAAUACUGCAAGAUGUGUUUAUCAAAGCAGAUAAAGAUAAAAACGGGAAGUUGGAUAUGAACGAGCUGGCCAAAUGGAUAAGGAAAAAAAUCGUGGAGCACAUUUCUUCCGCUAUCGGCAAUAAUUACGGUCUUUUUACUUUGAUCGACGUGAAUCCGCGUAAUGGGGUUGUCACGUGGAAAGAAUAUCACACGUAUUUUUUGAAGAAACGCGGUUUUAGCAGCAAAUACGUGAAAAAUCACGAUGAAAGGAGGCACAAAGGGCUGCAAAGAUCAAUCAAAGAGCAAAUAAUGCGAGACAAGGCUUCGUGGAUGGAAGCCGCCCGUUCCAACCCGGACUCCCUAACUCUGGACGAGUUCCUGGCGUUCACGCACCCGGAAUCCAGCGCCGCCAACCAGCUGGCGCUCGUCGACGAGCUGUACGACAAGUUCGACCGCGACGGGGACGAUUUCCUCACGGAGAACGAGUUCGCCGUGCUGCAGACCGAGGGCAACGGCGACGAGACGCUGGUCGUGCGGCAGGACGAGCACGAGCGGCGCGCGGAGUUCCGCAAGGCGAUCGACCUGAACGGCGACGGGAAGGCGGACAGGCGCGAGCUGCUGCACUACGUGGCGCCGCAGAGCCCGCGGCACAGCGAGCACGAGGCGGAGGCGCUGCUCGCGCUCGCCGACCUCGAUCGCGACAACACGCUGUCGCUGACGGAGAUACUGGCGCACCCGGAUUUGUUUUUGAAGUCGAAAAUGGUCGACACCGCGAGAAGCUUUCACGACGAGUUUUGACACUUCCUCGUCGCCCGAUCAUAGUCAAUUCUUCAUUGUAUUACCCAAAAGAC
This is a messenger RNA of Brassicogethes aeneus, 1282 nucleotides long. The record is from the annotation of a GenBank genome assembly. NCBI's taxonomy places the organism in Eukaryota, Metazoa, Arthropoda, Insecta, Coleoptera, Nitidulidae.